Molecule: messenger RNA, 321 nt
Organism: Penicillium angulare
Lineage: Eukaryota; Fungi; Ascomycota; Eurotiomycetes; Eurotiales; Aspergillaceae
Product: alpha/beta hydrolase
Exons: 1
Coding region: 1-321 (106 amino acids)
Source: RefSeq, a predicted model, not a curated record
AUGUGCCCUGCGCACCCUUCCACUGGCGCUGAACCCCCAUCCAAGGAAUUGCCUGACGACGUUGCCUCUCUACGAGAUGUUUUGGUCAAGCUCGCAGACGAGGGCCGCGACUUGGUCGUGGUGGCUCACUCCUAUGGCGGCGUCGUAGCCUCAUGCGCUGUCGAUGGAUUAAGCAAACAAGCUCGCGAGAAGGAUGGUAAGUCGGGAGGUGUUAUAAAAGUGAUUUACCUCGCCGCAUUUGCCUUGGACAAGGGCCAAAGUUUGUUGGGCAUGCUAGGUGGGAACUUUUUGCCUUGGAUGAAAAUAGAGGUGAGUCUAUAG